AUGUUCCUUUUUUAUAUUUCAGCCGUAAGUGCCUACACUUCAGCUUUAAAGUCUUCAAUUAUGUACCAUACGGAGUUCCAACCCAAACUGAUUGCCUCUCGCACGAUCUCUAACGUGAAAACAGACCAAAUAUUCACUAAUCUUCUCAUACAACAUGGAAGAAAAGCCCCGAUCAGGAGUAACAAUGACGAGACAUAUUAUUCAAGAAGUGAAGAGCUUGAGUACUACGGAAAAGUUAGCGGUACCCCAGUCAAGCACUGUAGUGAAAUAUUUCUUGGCGUGAUUGAUGAUCAGGAGAGUACUAAUUCUAUUCUUGUCGUUGGAAAAGCAGGGAUUGGGAAAUCCCUGUUUUGCCAUAAGGUGAUUCGCGAUUGGGCCAACAACGAAUUAUUUCAAGCACGAGAAAACACCGAAAUCCCCAAUUUAAAGUUUGUGUAUUUGCUUACUUUCCGUCAAUUGAAUUUGCUUGAAAAUACCUGUGUGACUUUAAGAGAAAUCUUAAAUUGUUGUUCGGCUCUGGAUGACAAAUGUAACAUUGAUGACUCUACAUUUGAGUACAUUUUAAAGCAUCCCAAGGAAGUUAUGGUCAUCCUCGACGGCUAUGAUGAGUAUUCACAGCAAGACUACAUCGCUGGAAACUUAGAGGAACAGCAUCCCAAUAACGCUAGACGUAAAAUGCCGGUGGCCGCAUUAUGUUCAAAACUCAUUAAAGGGAAAAUCUUGAGAGGGGCUAUCGUCAUGAUUACCUCGCGACCAGAUGAAUCGGACAAGAUGGGAGGAAUCCGUUUUAAACGAUAUGUGGAAAUUGCAGGAUUUUCGUCGGAACAAGUCAAAGAAUACGUUGAGAAAUACUUCGAGAAAAACGAAAAUAUGAAGAACGCUGUUCUUAAACAUGUCAUGAACAAUGAGAACCUUGUGAGUUUUGCUCAUAUUCCUAUGCUCUGUUAUCUGUUGUGCUUUGAGAUGGAGUAUACCCUAACCGAAUCAGAAAAUCCUGAUGACCUUCCUGUCUCAACAACCGACGUUUACACCAAACUUAUUGAAAUAUUUGAACUUAAGCACUACGCCGAGUCAGAAUACAAACAGAAAGAAAUUCCUGAGCAAUUCAAGGCCCCUCCUGUCAUUAAGAACACUUUAGAUAAAUUAUCAAAGCUAGCGGCUAAACUGUUGGUUGAAAGAAAGCCAACUUUUGAUGAAAGGGAGAUGGAAGGCGAUUUUGAAGCGGAAGAAGUCAGCAAACUUAAAGGUAGUGGUCUUCUUUACUGUGGUCAGCCUUUCAGGACUGCACUGAUUACAACCACGAAGCACUUUAGCUUCACACAUCUAACCGUCCAAGAAUUCUUGGCUGCUCGUCGGUUUGUUAAGGAAAAUCGCGUUCCAGACAAAGAAUGCUCUGAAAUGGUUGUCCAAUUUUUUGCUGGCGUGUUAUCAAGUGAGGGAAACGAAGAACUGAUGGAAAAACUAUUAAAUUCGCCCAUUAUGCAUCGUGAUCUUAAAAGGACGUGUCUGACUGAGUAUCAAAACAAAGAAUUUGCCAAAAAAUUCAUCAGGAAUAAUCCGCAAGCGUUCUGUAAUUCAGACGGCGUCAUGGCUUCUAAGGAGUUAUCAGAUGUGGACUGCAUUGGAGUAUCAUUUGUGUUGGACAUUAUCAGUGAACUAAAUAAAGAGGAAGCUAGAGAGGCACAACGCAAAUGUUCUGAUAAGUUCGUCACAGUUCAGAAGUUAAAACUUAGUGGAUCACAGCUAACACUGUCUGGAAUACAACGAAUCUGUAAUUCACUGAACAAUGAACACUGUCUUGUGUCUGAACUGCACUUAUUGGACAUUUACUUGGCUGAUGAAUGUGUUGAUGUUAUUAAUAGAUUAGUAGUAAGGAAGUUAACCAAAUUAACUCUAGUGUUCACUAAGAUCACUGAUACCGGUGUGGCCAGUCUAUGUGAAGCUUUACAGCAUCCAAGCUGUAAGCUAACCACACUAGAUCUGCUGGGUAGUUCUAUCACUGCUACCGGUGUUGCCAGUCUAUGGGAAGCUUUACAGCAUCCAAGCUGUAAGCUAACCACACUAAGUCUGCGGCUUAAUUCUAUCACUGAUACCGGUGUUGCCAGUCUAUGUGAAGCAUUACAGCAUCCAAGCUGUAAGCUAACCACACUAAAUCUGCAGUUUAGUUCUAUCACUGAUACCGGUGUUGCCAGUCUAUGUGAAGCUUUACAGCAUCCAAGCUGUAAGCUAACCACACUAAAUCUGCUGGGUAGUUCUAUCACCAAUACCGGUGUUGCCAGUCUAUGUGAAGCUUUACAGCAUCCAAGCUGUAAGCUAACCACACUAAGUCUGGAAAGUAGUUAUAUCACUGAUAUCGGUGUUGCCAGUCUAUGUGAAGCAUUACAGCAUCCAAGCUGUAAGCUAACCACACUAAAUCUGCCGGGGGAUUUUAUCACUGAUACCGUUGUUGCCAGUCUAUGUGAAGCUUUACAGCAUCCAAGCUGUAAGCUAACCACACUAAAUUUGCAGAGAAGUAAUAUCACUGAUACCGUUGUUGCCAGUCUAUGUAGAGCUUUACAGCAUCCAAGCUGUAAGCUAACCACACUAAAUCUGGGGGAAAAUUACAUCACUGAUACCGGUGUUGCCAGUCUAUGUGAAGCUUUACAGCAUCCAAGCUGUAAGCUAACCACACUAAAUCUGCAGUUUAGUUCUAUCACUGAUACCGUUGUUGCCAGUCUAUGUAGAGCUUUACAGCAUCCAAGCUGUAAGCUAACCACACUAAAUCUGGGGGAAAAUCACAUCACUGAUACCGGUGUUGCCAGUCUAUGUGAAGCUUUACAGCAUCCAAGCUGUAAGCUAACCACACUAAAUCUGGGGAAAAAUUACAUCACUGAUACCGGUGUUGCCAGUCUAUGUAGAGCUUUACAGCAUCCAAGCUGUAAGCUAACCACACUAAAUCUGGGGGGAAAUCACAUCACUGAUACCGGUGUUGCCAGUCUAUGUGAAGCUUUACAGCAUCCAAGCUGUAAGCUAACCACACUAAAGUAUUUUUAA
Pocillopora meandrina is the source of this 3033-nucleotide messenger RNA. NCBI's taxonomy places the organism in Eukaryota, Metazoa, Cnidaria, Anthozoa, Scleractinia, Pocilloporidae. The record is from the annotation of a GenBank genome assembly.